AUGUCUUCAACGACCACGACCUAUGUGUACGUCGGCAGCUUCGUGAUGCCUCAACCGGGAAAGCAUGAAGGCCUACAUGUUUUCCGACUUGACAAUGACACGGGAGCCCUUACAUUCGUGGCAUCGUACGUCCCUGGGCUGAACGUUGGCAGUUUCGCCAUUGACUACAAACGUGGCAUGCUGUACCUCACGGACGAAGUACCAAAUGGUGGCCAGAUCUAUGUCUUCUCAAUGGACCCAUCAACAGGCGGCUUGACCGAGCGAGGUCACUGGCCCAGCUAUGGCACCCAACCAUCUGGCAUAGCCCUCGCCAAUUCCGAGGAUAUGGUUAUUGUUUCCCAUUUCACGAGCCGGACCAGUAUCACCACUAUCGCCGGUGAUGGCCAGUCAGGGUAUCGCAUUGAGCGCCGUUACGAUGAUGCCACAACAGUCCUAUUUACUCUCGAUGACACCGGUUGCUCGGAUCAGCCUUCCCAUGUCCACGUCCACGCUGCCUCGGGCCAUCAGAGCAAGCCCUCAUGCCUGCACUCUGUCUCACUAUCACCUGAUGGUUCCUUUCUCAUCGAGUGCGACAUGGAAAAAGACCAGCUCAUCACGAUGACAAUUAAUUAUGCCUCACAUUCACUACGCCUGCAGGCUAUUCGGGACGUCCAGCAAGGCAGUGGCCCACGUUACUCAGCCUUCCACCCCACGCUGCCCAUAUUCUACGUCAAUUAUGAGUACCGCCCAAUAAUUGAGGUAUUCAUUUACAGUUUGGGCGGUGACUAUGAAUCUUUAGGGACAGUGGAUGUUCUUCCAGAGAACCUAAACGGGGGACCCGGUGUGUUGUUGUCGGAUCUCCGUGUCCACCCGACCGGAAGAUAUGUCUACACACUCGUUCGCGGUCAUAACGUUGUCAGUGCUUUUGCCGUACACGAGGUGUCCGGUCGCCUACGCCGCAUUCAGACUGCCCCUAUCGAUGGGAUCUCGCCCAAGGGUUGCACAUUUAGUCCCGACGGUCGAUUCUUCUACAUCGCGGUUUCUGUGAGCAACCAAGUGCAGGUCUGGACGAUUGAUGAUAACGGGCUACUUGCACCGACCCAAGCGACUACGACUGUUCCUCGGCCCAGCGCCAUUACGAUGGUAGAUUUAACACCACCCUGAAGAUAUAGAUUGUGUUCUGGGAACCGCUGAAGAUGCUUUAUAUUGCUUUUUGUGACAUG
This is a messenger RNA of Aspergillus neoniger CBS 115656, 1202 nucleotides long. RefSeq names its product lactonase family protein. Bases 1 to 1143 code for a protein of 380 amino acids. The record is from RefSeq and is a predicted model, not a curated record. The transcript has a single exon. Lineage: Eukaryota; Fungi; Ascomycota; Eurotiomycetes; Eurotiales; Aspergillaceae. Gene Ontology annotation, molecular function: 6-phosphogluconolactonase activity; protein binding.